CCUUGUUUUACAAUUUCACAACAGUGGAGUUGAACCAGCCAUGGUUAUGGUAGCGCUGUCAAUCGUCUAAGCAGUUGGGUGGUUUGCAAGUUGAUCCACCUGUCACCUCUGUCCCUCUGUCUGUGCAGUCCACUUCAGAGAUCAUCCCCUUUUCUCUGCUUCGCGUUUUCUCGGCCCUCCUUAGAUCCUCUCCUUUUUAACCUCACUUUCUCUCACUAGGCUAGCACUUCGCCUUUCCGUAAUUGGUGGCUGUUCUAGAAAUUUAGAUGCCUCCCCAUGUUGGUGUUUCUUUAUUGUGUUCCAUAUUCAAUCUCAGAAUCUAAAAGCAAGAACCCUUUUUCCUCUUAUUUUCUGAAAGGUAUCGGUCGUGGACCGCGCCGUCCUGGACAAUCUUUCUGUUCCUUUUUUUUGUUUUCUUUUCCUUGUUUCCUUUUCCUUUUGGCAUUUGAUUCGCUGAGCGGUUCUGAUGCACUGUGGAUCUAUGUGACGGAAUUUGCCUCUAACAAGACAAAACGUGAUAGAUUUUUGACAGAAAUUGUUGGGGUUCUCUUUCUCAUCAGAAGAAAAUAAAAAAUAGAAGACAGUAUUUUGGUACUUAAUUUUUAUUCUGAAGAGGCAAGAUAUAGAACUAUUGGGCGGAUUUUUCCUCUGAGAGGAUUUCUGGUUUAAAAAUUGAAGAAAACUUCAUUUGUCACAUUGUAAGAGAUUUAGGGCUCUCUGGUUUUGGUGAAAUGUCCAAUAAUACUGGUUCGUCCGGCUUCCUAGACGUUUCACCAGAGCUAAAACUCUACCAAGCGUUCGUUGUCUCGGUGCCCAUCAUCUUUACAUUCAUCCUUUUGUUCCUGUUCUAUCUUUUCUAUCUCAGACGUCGAAGGGUUGAUUGGUCGUCGUUGCGCAUGAGGACUUCAUAUCAAGCCGGAGAUCUCGUCUCUACCCCUUCAGGACUGGGAUUGAAAAAAGAAUUCAGGGAGAUGCUUCCAAUUGUUAUUUAUAAAGAGAGUUUCCUGAUCAGAGAAACACAAUGUUCUGUCUGCCUUGGGGACUAUGAGCCCAGCGACCAUCUCCAGCAGAUACCAUCUUGCGGACACACUUUUCACAUGGACUGCAUCGAUAACUGGCUCACCAAGCACACAACAUGCCCACUUUGUCGAGCAUCUCUCUUGCCAGCAACCAAGGCCAUGGAUCCCCCCUCGACAUCAAAUCUUGAAGCUGGCAAUGUUGCUCUGGAGAGAGUUGGAGAUGAUGUAGUUGCACCUUCACAGAAUUCUGAUACAGCUCUGCAUCUGUAGUGGACGUAGAAAUGCACUAUUGCUGCAGUGUUGAGCCGGUUUUUUGUAGAUACUCUUUUUGUUCUGAUAAAAGCCACUGACUGCGUUAAUUGGGGCGGCUUCUGUAAUCUUCAUUGAGGGCCUUCACGUAUGGUGCUUAUCCCUCCUUUUCUUGCUCCGGGAGCACCUGUAAAUCCAACCCCAUCGCAUGCAACAUGCAUGUAGAUUUGUCCUUGUAUCAAAUGGAAAGAGAGAUGGUUUUACCGCUCUGGAUGACGCACUCUAGAGAAACAGACCAUAUAUAUUUAAGAGAUGUGUUAUAUUUAAGAGCUGUGACACCAAUGGCAGGUUUUGUUUUAAAAGCUCUGCAUGGAAAUUGGACUAUAGAAGAAAGAACUUGUUAUGGUUAG
Molecule: messenger RNA, 1678 nt
Organism: Nymphaea colorata (pocket water lily)
Lineage: Eukaryota; Viridiplantae; Streptophyta; Magnoliopsida; Nymphaeales; Nymphaeaceae
Product: RING-H2 finger protein ATL58-like
Exons: 3
Coding region: 732-1289 (185 amino acids)
Source: RefSeq, a predicted model, not a curated record